Salvelinus sp. IW2-2015 is the source of this 867-nucleotide messenger RNA. RefSeq names its product WD repeat domain-containing protein 83. Gene Ontology annotation, biological process: mRNA splicing, via spliceosome. Gene Ontology annotation, cellular component: catalytic step 2 spliceosome. Gene Ontology annotation, molecular function: protein binding. The record is from RefSeq and is a predicted model, not a curated record. Lineage: Eukaryota; Metazoa; Chordata; Actinopteri; Salmoniformes; Salmonidae.
CGUUGCUGGGACACCAGGUCCAGAAAAUUUGACCCCAUCCAGAUUCUGGACGAGGCUCAAGAUGGUGUCAGCAGUCUGAAGGUGUCUGAACACGAGCUGCUCACUGGGUCAGUGGAUGGGAGAGUGAGACGGUAUGACCUGCGGAUGGGCCAGCUGCAUGUGGACUUCAUCAACAGCCCCAUCACGUGUGUGUGUUUCAGUGCGGACGCCCAGUGCACUCUGACCUCCAGCCUGGACUCCACCGUGCGUCUACUGGACAAGAGCACAGGGGAGAUGCUGGGAGAGUACACAGGACACAAGAUGAAGGGCUACAAGCUGGACUGCUGUCUGUCCAGUAAGGAUACUCACGUCCUGAGCUGCUCUGAGGACGGACACGUGUACUGCUGGGACCUGGUAGAGGGUUAUCUGACGCUGAAGCUGCCAGUCGGGAAGGCUGUCGUCCAAUCGCUGUCUUUCCAUCCCUCGGAGACCCGCCUCCUCACAGCCAUGGAGGGGCGUGUCCAGGUGUGGGGGGAGGAGCCAGAGGAAACUGAGGAGGACGUGGUGGUUGUUAAACAGGAAAAAGCAUAGUCAUCAUUAGAUGGACAUAACAGAAAGGACAAGAGUCAUGAUAUCGUCAGAACUGAUGAGUUCCCUACUGUACAUGAACUGUCUGUUCUGGACUCAGGGUCAGGGAUGGGAUUUUGGUUGAGGGAAAUGGUUGUGUGGUUGAAAAGGGACGUGCCGUUGCUUCCAUGGCUAAAAUAUGGAAUAAAUCAAUGAAAGUACUGCUGAUGUCCCAGCAUUAUCAAUGUUUUUUUUUAUAUUCAUUGUAAAUAUUUUGUAAAUGAUGAGUUUUGAAUAAACCCUUCUUGUUGUCCAAAUGAA